Messenger RNA from Didymodactylos carnosus, 840 nucleotides. NCBI's taxonomy places the organism in Eukaryota, Metazoa, Rotifera, Eurotatoria, Philodinida, Philodinidae. The record is from the annotation of a GenBank genome assembly.
AUGGUCAUGUUACUCAUUAUAUUACUUGUUGUAAGUAGAUAUGUAUUUGGCAGUACGACAGCAUUCAUCUGUCCACAGCAAAAUGGCUUAUUUGGAAGUGUUAAUAAUCGCCAUCAAUUUUAUCAUUGUGCUAACGGCAUUGCUUAUCUAAAAGAAUGUCCAUUACAUUUGAGUUGGUCUCAAGAACAUCAACAAUGUGAUUGGGAUAAAUAUGAAGAAACGUCGUCGCCGACAACACCCACAACAUCAUCAUCAACAACAAGCACAAGAUUAUCAUCAAUAAGCACAGCAUUAUCAUCAACAAGCACAACAUUAUCAUCAACGACAGCAACAGCUGAUCCGUCAUGUCCAUCAUCUGCUCAGUUGCUUACAUUCGAUGAUAUUCCUGAUGCUUCUCGAAGUGAAUCCUUUAUCCCAAGUUAUUAUGGCAAAAUCUAUUGGGAAUUAUUUAACUAUUUAAAUGUAACUGAUUUUGAACAACGAAAUGGUACGAAUAUCAGCUCCGCUGUUUUGAAAUCUGGUGAAUAUGUUGCUGUAACAAAUGGAAAACUUACAAAGUUAAUGUUUUCAUCUCCGGGAAAUUUGUAUUCAUUUUGGGUAUCGAAUGUUUGGAAUGCCGGUUAUCAAUUUACCGGCAUUAUUUAUGGAAAAUUACGUGGUCUGCAUAAAUAUACAAAAUCAUUAACAUUUCCAAACAAUGGGCCACACCUGAUUGAAUUAAAUUGGAAAGAAAUUGAUUUGGUUGAAAUAUCGACUUCAUCAGGACGGCCACAAUCACAAGUACCAUCAUCUUAUGCAGCAAAAUUUGCACUUGAUAAUAUGUGUGUUGAAAUUAUGUAG